Haplochromis burtoni (Burton's mouthbrooder) is the source of this 1747-nucleotide messenger RNA. RefSeq names its product gap junction beta-3 protein-like. Gene Ontology annotation, biological process: cell communication. Gene Ontology annotation, cellular component: connexin complex. The record is from RefSeq and is a predicted model, not a curated record. The transcript has a single exon. Lineage: Eukaryota; Metazoa; Chordata; Actinopteri; Cichliformes; Cichlidae. The coding region runs from base 563 to 1072 and encodes 169 amino acids.
UUUAAUCAUUCGGUAUUAUUAAUCUCUGGCUUCCACAGCUGGUGUUUAUCAUGUCUUCCUCCUAUCACGCCCAACCAGUCAUGGCAGAUGGCUGCCCUUUCUAAGCCUGGUUCUGCUGGAGGUUUCUGCCUGUCAAAAGCAAGUUUUUCCUUCCCACUAUCGCCAAACCAGUCUCUCAAACAGGUCAUACGAUUGUUGGGGGUUUUCUCUGUCUUAUUGUAGAAAAUUGACCUUGCUGUUCAAUUAUUGUUGUGAUUUGGCAGUAAAUAAAUAAAACAGAAUGUGAUUGAAUAUCAUAGAAUGAUAUAUUCUAGCUAUUUGGAGCUUGAAAAAAUUUGAGUAUUUGAAGUAGCCUUUAAAUGACUCCUAGCAAGUGUGUGUGUUUGUGUGUGUGUUACAAAUCCCUGACUGACACUGUUUCAACGUUUUAACUACAAAGAUUCUUCUAAUAUAUUUUCUUGUUUGACUGGUCAGGUUUGGAUCAAGAACUUCAUUCCACCUGAUCUCUUGAGGAGAUCAAAUAUACCCCUCAGAUUUCACUUCCCCUUCUAGGACAUCUGUCAUGAACUGGAACUGGCUGCAGGCCCUUAUCAGUGGGGUCAGCAAUUACUCCACAGUGUUCGGUCGGGUCUGGCUCUCAGUGGUCUUCAUCUUCCGGGUGAUGGUGUUUGUGGUGGCGGCUCAGCGGGUGUGGGCUGAUGAAAGGAAAGACUUUGAAUGCAACACUAGACAGCCAGGCUGCACCAACGUGUGCUAUGACCACUUCUUCCCCAUCUCCCACAUCAGUCUGUGGGCCCUGCAGCUCAUUUUCGUCACAUGCCCGUCACUGAUGGUUGUUGCCCAUGUCAAAUAUCGACAGAUGAAGGACUUAAAGUACACCACCACCCAUGAGGGUAAACACAUGUAUGCCCGCCCUGGGAAGAAACGUGGAGGGCUGUGGUGGACAUACCUGGUAAGAAUGAAGGGUGCUAAUGUUUCAUUCCAGUUAUGUUGUGUAUGCCACGCAUGGAAGGACAUUAGCAAUUAUAAUGUAUGCGCAACAAGCUUCACCACACCUCUAAAAAUGAUGUGAAGUUGUAUGUGUGAUGACUUUGCAAGAGUGGUGGUAUUUUGGUAUCUAUCCAAUAUCAAGUAUUGCAGAUGCAGAUACCAAGAUACUAAUACUACCUACCUAAACUAGACUAUAGAAAAAUAGAUGUAACAGUCAGCACAAAAAUGCUUCUAAACAUUUCUACAUAUAUACUGAACUUAGAGGACAGAAAAAAGUACAGAUCAUAUCAUCCUAGUAUCAAUCUGAUACUGAGACUAGCCUUAAUUAUCGAUAUUUGGAGAGAGCCCAUCUCUAUUUGCAGUCAUUCGAUUCUUUCUUCCUUUAAACAGCCAUAUAAUACCAAAUGUUCAGUUUGUUUUGACUGAUUUUGGUAUAUUUUGGUAUUUGGUAAUAUCACGAAUCUUCCUUUUCUUGAUAAUCAGGAUGAAGAGUCCUCACUUAGGUUACAAAUUUUACAUAGGGUCACUUAUCUUUUUUUUUUUUUGUAACUGGCUAAACAUAAUAAGAGCUUGAACAAGUGGCUGAGAUAAGUUACAGUAAUUAUUGAACCUUUAAAAUUAAUCCUGCCAAACACAGCCAUUAUCAACUGAGAAAACACUUGGACUUUAAGUACAGAUCAUAUCACCCUAGUAUCGAUCUGAUACUGAAAGAAACUGGUUCUAUGCUUUCAAAGCUUCCUUUAAACAGCCAUAUAAU